GAAUACAAACUUUGAAUGCAGUGCAUUUUCUUACUUAAGGUAAUAAGCCAUGUUUUGUUGUAGAUUUAUAUCUAGUUGUCUCUGGGCUCUGUAAAGCUGAACAACACAGCUUCCGUAGUAUAGAGAAAUAUUAAAAAACAACAUAUAUGCAUAUUAAGAACACAUUAUGCACAUUGAGUAUUGCGUAUACAAAUAAACAAAUAUACAUAAGCAGUUGCAUUACAAACAUAAGUAUCUAUUGCAUAAUGCUCGGGUGGCAUAUCAACAUAUGAAAUACAGAACUAUAAAAACCGGCAGCCCUUCUCGCAAAUAACAACAAUGGCACAACAAGUGUGGUCGACUUCACGUGGCGCUGCGCAGACUGAUCAGCGAAUGACAACAAAGUACCGCGAGAGUGAUUAGAAAGCACCGCUUGCUCUUUCCGGCGUGAUGACCACAAGUCUGCUCAAAAUGCACUCCCAUGUACCCUUGUGGACCCGUGCCUAGUUCCCUAAUAGGUCUGCACUUCCUGACGUCACCAAGUGUGGAAUCGGAGGAGGUCCACAAGACCAGAGUGCGCCAUUUGGGACAGUGCGCAGCCCAUGUCAUAAAUUGGAAAGAAAAGCGGAAAAAGCUCCUCAUCACGUGAUUCGGCUCUAUGAACCUGACAUAUAGCGAGCGAUAGACGCACGGAGAAGAAUGGCAUACGCCAGCAAGACCGAAAAAUUCCAACUUCAUGUACCAAAUCUCCAAGAACUGUGUCAGGUGCUGGAAUCGGGACUGAAUAAGAAUUUUGCUGAUGUCAAAGUAUCUGUCACCGACUGCCCGGAUCUCACACAAGAUCCUUUCAGGUUUCCUGUCAAAGGUCUGUGCGGCAAACCUCGCAUCACUGAUGUGGGAGGUGUUCCCUAUUUGAUUCCGCUGGUCCAACUGGACAAGUUGUACAACAUGAAUGCCGUGUCUAAGGAGUUAGAGCUGCCUGGAGCGUUUAUGCUUGGUGCUGGUGCUGUCUCCGCCAAAACAGCCGGGAUAAAUGGAGAGUUAAUGCCUCUGGUGUUGACUGAAGCUGAGGGGAGACCUUUUGUUAAUGGCAGUUAUUACUCCACCAUCAACCCAGUGGAUGGAAAAUGUCUGCAGGAGAAAUACAGCGACAGGUUCCAUGACUGUGACUUUGGCCUUCUUGCAAACCUCUAUGCGUGUGAGGGUAAACCUGGAACGGUCAUUGAGGUGAGAGCCUGCAGGAGAACCGGAGAGCUCAGCCUUGUGAGCUGCAUGAGAAAGACCAUGGAAGAGCAUUAUAAAGAGAAAAGUGUCGCCCUGGGGGGAACUUUCAUCAUACAGAAGGGAAAGGCAAAGAUCCACAUCAUGCCACGUGAAUUUUCUUCCUGUCCACUGAACACAGAUGAAGAUGUUGAGAACUGGCUCAGACAUUUUGAAGUCAGUGCACCGUUUAUCUGUCAAACUGUCAUGGUGUCCAAAGACCCGGGUCUUGACCUGAGGGUGGAGCAUACUCAUGGUUUUAGUCAUCAUGGUGAGGGUGGGCAUUACUACAUAGACACCACCCCGAACACUGUGGAGUAUGUGGGAUAUUUCCUCCCUGCCGAGUUCAUCUACCGCAUCGACCGACCGACAGAGACGCACAAUGUUGGAAGAGAUUAAACUCCUCACGAUUUAGAUUCACAUGUAUUUUACUGUACUGCAGAAGCAUCCUUUUGAGCCCUCUUGAUGAUUUUUUGUCAGUACAGUUCUAGAUUAAUGAAUGGCAGAUAAACGCAUUCAAGUCAACACUAAAUCAUAAUUUGCUUGCUUUAGUCAUCGCUGGAUCUAAGAAAACAACAGAAGAUCUCUUUCAGACAGCUAGCUUUGCAAACGUUUUAAAAAUGUUAUUAUUAAUGAAGUUAUUAUCAUUCAUUCACUUUCUGAUAUUAAACCUGGAGGCAUUUUUCACUCUGAAACAUAGUUCAACAUGGUUAAAUAGUUCCUGAUCUUUCCAGGCUUUCUGCAGGUCUUAAAGGGACAGUUCACCCAAAAAUGAAAACUCUGUCAUGAAUUACUCAUCCUCAUUGUUCCAAAUCGGUAUACAUUUCUUUAUUCUGUUGAGCACAUAGAAAGAUAUUUGGAUGAAUUUUAGCAACUGAGAUUUCUGGGGCACCAUUGACUACCAUAGUAGAAAAAAAUAUAGUAUAUUUUGGUUUUGUUAAACACAAAAGAAGAUAUUAUGAAGAAUUUAGGAAAACAAACAGGUUUCCUCUGACUACCAUUUAUGACAUCCCCAGAAAUCUCAGUUUUAAACAUUCUUCCAAAUACCUUUUUUUGUGUUCAACAGAACAAAGAAACUUACACGGGUUUGGAACUGCUUGAGGAUGAGUAAUUCAUGACAGGAUUUUCAUUUUUGGGUGGAGUAUCCCUUUAAAGGGCCAAAACCCCAAAGCACAUUUCUUUAUGAUGUUAAAGCAUCAUUAAAAACUCUCUCCAUGUUGAUUAUUUAGUGUUCAUUCACCCCUUUUAAAGCCAUUUUGUUCUUCUGGUUUAAAAGCAGUGUUCUCGUUCAGGAAAUCUUUGCUAACUAUAUUGCCUGAAUACACGAACAUCAACAUCUUCAGACCCAAUUAAGUUGAUGUAUAUAUUUUGUGGUUUAGAUUUAUACUUAAUAUAAUUUAUAUUAAUAUUUACUUAAUAUACUAUUUUGUUCUUUCUACUUUUAUGUAUAAAUUACAAUAAAUUAAAGCACAUAAUUCAUUAGAUGUUCUAAUAAGUCGCAUAUUAUCAGCCUUUGUAAUAAAAAUGAAGUAAAAUGACAUAGAAAUCAAAUGUUUAAACUUUAGCUUACAAUAAAAUGAUAACAAAUCAACAGUUGGUAUAAUAAGGCUGUUGUUGAAUCCAUGUUAUGGCAUGUUAUUUCUACAUUACUGUUGAAUCAACAUUUAAGUGAACAAAAAGGAUUAAUAAUAAUGUCAUUAAAUCAUUUUUUUCAUGAU
Triplophysa rosa is the source of this 2957-nucleotide messenger RNA. It is a transcript of the gene bkgd, whose product is annotated as linkage group 2 C11orf54 homolog. Bases 679 to 1638 code for a protein of 319 amino acids. The record is from RefSeq and is a predicted model, not a curated record. NCBI's taxonomy places the organism in Eukaryota, Metazoa, Chordata, Actinopteri, Cypriniformes, Nemacheilidae. Gene Ontology annotation, molecular function: hydrolase activity, acting on ester bonds; zinc ion binding. The transcript has 8 exons. Gene Ontology annotation, cellular component: nucleus.